Messenger RNA from Pristis pectinata (smalltooth sawfish), 2801 nucleotides. RefSeq names its product leucine rich repeat containing 47 (gene lrrc47). Gene Ontology annotation, molecular function: phenylalanine-tRNA ligase activity; RNA binding; protein binding. The transcript has 7 exons. The record is from RefSeq and is a predicted model, not a curated record. The coding region runs from base 10 to 1698 and encodes 562 amino acids. Lineage: Eukaryota; Metazoa; Chordata; Chondrichthyes; Rhinopristiformes; Pristidae. Gene Ontology annotation, biological process: phenylalanyl-tRNA aminoacylation.
CCCGGUGCUAUGGCGGCUCCCGAGUGGCCGGAGGUCGGGCAGGCGCUGGCGGAGGGCCGGCGGGAGCUGGUGGUGCGGGGCCGGCGGCCGGAGGGCGACGAGCUGGACCCGCGGCUGUACGGGCUGGCGGCGCUGCAGCACCUGGAGCUGAGCGGGCUGGCGGCGCUGCGCGGCCUGGGCCCCGGCCUGGGCGGCCUGCGGGCGCUGCGGAGCCUGGUGCUGAGCGGCGACGGGCUGCGGGCGCUGCCGCCCGAGCUGGGCGACCUGGGCGGCCUGCGGCUGCUCGACGUCUCGCACAACCAGCUGAGCGCGCUGCCCGCCGCCCUCGGCCGCCUGGCCGAGCUCGGCAGCCUCAAGGCCGGCCACAACCGGCUGCUCGGCCUGCCGCCCGAGCUCGGCCGCUGCUCCCGCCUCGCCCACCUCGACGUGUCGGACAACCUGCUGCCCGAGCUCCCGGCCGCGCUGCUGGCGCCCGGCCUCCCCCUCCUCAGCGUCCUCAGCGCCGCCCGCAACCGCAUCGAGCAGCUGGGCGGCGGCGUCAGCGACCUGCGGGGCCUGCGGACUCUGGAUCUAUCAGACAACAACCUCUCGGAGAUUCCCUGUGAGCUCGCUGACUGUCCCAAGCUGAAAGAAAUCAACUUCAAAGGAAACAAAUUAAAAGACAAACGACUAGAGAAAAUGGUAAAUGGUUGCCAGACUAAAUCAAUCUUGGACUAUCUGAAGGCAGGAGGCCGUGGAAAGGGGAGAGGGAAGGCAGACAGCAGUGAGAAAAGUGAGAACAAGGAGAAAGCAAGGAAGAAGAAAUCUGUGAAGAGAGAUGAUGCUGAGGAAUCAGAUGGAAUGGAGGACCUGAACAAGCUGGUGUUACGAGUGCUGCACGUUUCGGAAAGUCCUUGCACCGUGUCAGUGAAAGUCACUCCCAAUGUCAAGGAUGUGAGGCCUUACAUUGUGUGUUGCAUUGUGGAAGGAAUGCAGCUGAGGCCAGGAAAUGCAUUGAAGCGAUUCCUCAUGGCUCAGACCAAAUUGCAUGAUGAUGUUUGUCUUAAAAGAACAUUGGCAACUAUUGCCACUCAUGAUCUGCAGCUGGUGAAAGGACCUUUGUUGUAUGAUGCCAGACCCUCCCAUUCCUUGAAGAUUACCCCACUUGGAAGGAAGGAGGUUAAGGCGGCUGAUCUGGUGCGACAGUUACAGAUGGAAGCUGACGAGCAACGAAAGCAGAAGAAGCGGCAAAAUGUUUCUGGGCUUCACAAAUAUCUCCAGUUACUGAAUGGGAAAGAGAAUUUUCCCUGUUUAGUCGAUGCGGAAGAUUGCGUGAUUUCUUUUCCACCAAUCACAAACAGUGAUAAAACCAAGAUCAGAAAAUCCACAAGUCAGUUGUUCCUGGAAGUAACCAGUUCUGCCAGUCUGCAGGCCUGCAAAGAAGUGAUGGACAGCUUGAUUAUGCGAAUGGCGGAAUUGAACAAAUUCACCUUUGAAAAUCAGGAACAGGAGUCUUUAUCGGGUGACGAGACUGAAGUGGCAAGUGACAGCACUGCAGCUCUGGAUCCCACAGUUGACCAGACCGUGACGAAGGCAGCCACUCCCGAACUGACAGUGAAGCAAGUGCGUGUUGUCGACAUAGAUGGAAAUCUGAAGGUGGUUUACCCAGCCAAGACUGACUUAAACUUGAAUGUCAAUUGUGUGACUAUUAUCCGAUAACUCCCACACGAAAUUUCUUGGAAGAGGUGUUAAACAAUGCCUCAUCUGGUCUCUCGAGUGGAUGCAAAAUAUCCCCUUCAAAGAGGAACAAGGGAGUUAUCCCCAAUGACCUGACCAAUAUUUGACUCUCAAUUAACCUUUCUAAAAGGACCAAUAAUCUGCUCAUUAUGGUGUUGGUGCUUGAGGAAAUUAUCCAUCGUGUUUCAUCUACUGCUGCUGUGUUUAUACAGCAGAAAUAUCUACUUCUGUAAAGUGCUUUGUGGUGAAAAGAGCAAUGGAUAUGUGAUUUUUUUUUCCCGUGUGGGAAACAAGUACAUGCUGCCUUUUCCAUUGAGGCCUCUGUCCAAUAAUGAAUCAAAGAAACCUUCUUUGAAAAUUUGAAAAGAAGCUUGAACUAUUUGUUAUAUUUUUCCUGCGUUUUGUUUUCACCUGCUUCCUUUUCUGUCCUGAAGGUGCAGGUUUGGCUGGAAUACAAUUUCAGGAGCUGUGUGGUAGUUUGCCUGAGUGACCACCCAGUACUCAUCCAGUACCAUGGGUGCAACAGGACGAGAGCCUUGAGACAAACUGACCUGCAGCAUACCUACCCUGCUCUCUGAAAGGUGAACGUCAGCUGAAGCAUGACAUGUUACAACGGAGGGGCAGCUGGUCAGUGCCCACAGACAUGAGGGGAAGGAAGGAGGGAGGGAAUCAAGAUUAGACCAUGAAUACAAUGUGUCAAGACUGUUGUACAGAAAAUAUUAAGUGAACAGUGAAGACAUAAUCUGUUGACCCAAGCAAAGUAUUUUCAAGAAAAAAAUUUCUGUUCCAAUUUAGCCUCCAGUUUGUGAAGGAAACUUUUUUUGAAAUUUCAUCCCAUAAGUUCAUUGCAAGAACGUCACGUGUAGUGCUUUGGAGAUUGCCUUUCUAUUGAGCUGUGCCAUUAGUCUGAAGCUUCAGUAUUUGAGGGUGUUGUGGAGAAGUUGAUUUGGAGAGAGGGAGGGCAUGCUCUGGAAAGGAUGUGUGUGUGGUUAGAGCAGGGGCGGCUGUGUAAAAGUAAAUCCAUUCUGAUUUGCUGUACCUCGUGGAAUGGUGGUGUUCACUAACAUCUGAAAUAAAAACUAGCA